AUGGGCACCCGUGUUCCGGCAAGACCCUCCGCCGGACCUCAUCCCCCCGGGAGUCCGCACGAAGCCGGUAAAGCCCUGUGUGAAUACUCAGACUGCUUACUACUCUUACCUCCCAGUAACAUUGCCAUGAGACGAGAUGUCCAAGAGGGCCAGGUUCGGUGUUUAUCUCGCCUAGGAAGGCACAAGGAAGCUCUGGAUAUUGCAGAAAAAAUGAAAAACAGCGCUGCUAACACAGAUCACUUAACUACAGUCCUCAACCUGCACUUUGCCAUUUACCAGCGUCUGGAAAAUGUAGAAAAAAAGAUCACGUGCCUGCAGGAGCUGAUCUGCUUACAUCCUUUCAACCCGUGGUACUGGAAGUUCCUUGCCGAAGCUUAUAUGAGCCUUUUACAGGGUUUGUCUCCGUUAGUCGUUCUGGAAGAAGAUCAGUCUCAAGAGUCUAGUGGAAGCGGUAGUGGUUUCCAAACGUCAGCUGAACGAGAGAUCAGUCUGCAGCCUGACAAAUCAGACGGCCAGAGAGAAGGCCCUUGGUCCAGCCCCGCUUCAGAAACAAAGAGGGAGAAUGCAGUGCCUUGUGGCAGCAGCCAGGCUGUGAGAGAACUCCUCUGCACGUCAGCAGAACCGGAAAGGUCGGAUGAAGGGAAACACGUGGCCUCUGAGUCCUGGGAUCGGAACAUGUCGAAGAAAGUUGGGAUAAAGGCAUGUGCUUCAUUUAUUAGAGCAAGGUAA
Messenger RNA from Eurypyga helias (sunbittern), 729 nucleotides. RefSeq names its product zinc fingers and homeoboxes protein 1, isoform 2-like. Gene Ontology annotation, molecular function: protein binding. NCBI's taxonomy places the organism in Eukaryota, Metazoa, Chordata, Aves, Eurypygiformes, Eurypygidae. The transcript is spliced from 3 exons. The record is from RefSeq and is a predicted model, not a curated record. Bases 1 to 729 code for a protein of 242 amino acids.